AUGGAAGUUUCUCUUGGACCUCAUCUCAUACCCGUAGGCCCUCCAUACUUUUCUCAAUUCCGCGACAAACUUCACAAACCUGAGGCUAUUGAAGCCAUCCCUGUCACCAAAAUUCCAAUUAUUGCUACAUCUGCAAUGGAUAUCAGUAAUUCUACUGUCAUAGGGAAUAUACAAAGCAUUGUCAACCUGCUCAAGCAGGGUGGAAUCAGAGAUCCUACAGUCAUUGAUGAUCCUGACAUGCCUGACAUCUUAGAGUAUGUGGUUCUCUUCCACAGUGACCUUGGGAGAGGAGAACAUCUUUAA
This is a messenger RNA of Suillus paluster, 303 nucleotides long. RefSeq lists its product as uncharacterized. The record is from RefSeq and is a predicted model, not a curated record. Bases 1 to 303 code for a protein of 100 amino acids. The transcript has a single exon. NCBI's taxonomy places the organism in Eukaryota, Fungi, Basidiomycota, Agaricomycetes, Boletales, Suillaceae.